Thrips palmi is the source of this 3181-nucleotide messenger RNA. RefSeq names its product F-box/WD repeat-containing protein 5 (gene Fbw5). The transcript has 10 exons. The record is from RefSeq and is a predicted model, not a curated record. Gene Ontology annotation, molecular function: protein binding. Bases 143 to 2122 code for a protein of 659 amino acids. Lineage: Eukaryota; Metazoa; Arthropoda; Insecta; Thysanoptera; Thripidae. Gene Ontology annotation, cellular component: Cul4-RING E3 ubiquitin ligase complex; SCF ubiquitin ligase complex. Gene Ontology annotation, biological process: protein ubiquitination.
CGUAAAUACAACGAGCUCUCAGGAUCAGUCAGCUGACAGCAAGAACGGCAGUGGGAUUUCUUGUCGCCCGAAUUUUUUAGCACGAUCCGCACACCAUUCGGCGCUACGACACUCAUGUAGUUUUGGUGGUAAUAAAUGCACCAUGACCAAUAAGGAACUGAUUGAAUGUUUCACUGAUGAAGGGUCAACAUUACACAAUCAUCUAGGAAGUGCUGUCUUAGAAGACGAUGUGAUUCAUAUUGUAGAAAAUCGAAAACGGUUACUGGGAGAUAGUUGGUAUCACAUUCCAAAACCGUUGUUGUUGAAUGUUUUUCAGUAUCUUUCAGCUCCAGAUCUCAUAAAAGCAGGUCUCACCUGUAGUACAUGGCAACAGACAAGUACGGAUGAGCUCCUAUGGAGAGAUUUACUGCAAAAAGACUUUGGUGUUGACACUUCUACAGGUAUCAGACCAGGACAAACCUCUUGGUUGAAAGAGUACAAACGUUUGUCAUACCAUACCCCUCAUUGCCAAACUAGUGAACUGAGAAAGCACACAGACCAAGUACUACAUGUCAGCUUUGCUCAUAAUGGAACUAUGUUUACUACCUGUUCCAAGGAUGGUUAUGUGGUUGUUUGGAAUUCCAAUCAUCCUGUCACAAUCAAACAUCAAAAGGACAUGACAAAAUUUUGUUGGAAGUUCACACACUUUUCUCAGUUUAAUCAGUCUGACACCCUACUGCUUGUUUCGGGAGUACAUUUUGGCUUGCCUCAAAGCACAUCAGGCGAGAUUGCUGUGUUCAGUUUAGGCGAUGAUUUGGAGUUGCAAUGCCGUGUUCUAAUGAAGCCAUAUGAUAUUUGUGGAGCUUGGUACAGUGAUCAACAUUUUCUGUCGGGAGAUGUCCAUCGGUUGGGCCACCUUAUCAGUCAAUCUGUGUUGUGGCUGAACAAGGCUUCACAAGAAACAGCUUCUGAGCACAUCCCAAUCAUGAAUCAAAUGUUUCGAUUCUACAACUGUAAUGGCAGCUCUGUACGUGCUGCCAUGUUUGCAUCAUGCCCAGUUGCAGAGAGCAGCUUAUCAACAACUUCCAAUGAAAUUAGAGACACCUCAAGUAACUCCAGCUCGAACCACAGUGGAAAAGAUGAAGAGGCUUAUUUUGAAGACAUGGAGAAAAAUUUUGAGCUGGAUUCCAAGGAGCUACAAUGUGGUAUCCCAAAUCUCCAAGUUGAUGAGAAGUACGCAGACGAUGCAUCAGAUGUGUCUGAAAUAUCAGAAGCAUCUGUUGAUACAGAAUUGAGUGAUGAUGAUGAGUUGUGUGUUCAAGAGGAUAAGUUCCUAAUAUUCACCACUGGCUCGAACACAUUUUCUCCGCACCAAAUUGGUAUCAAACGGAUCAAGCCCAUUUCUUUCCCACGACGAAUGGACCCAGGGUUACCUUUCCGAGAAAGAAUUGCUAACCUGAAUCGAGAAUAUCAACCUUCACAUGAAAAUCCAAAUGAAGUUCAAAACGAAAUUGCAGAGGGGACAGAAUAUGAUGAAGUGGAUCACUUAAUUGAUCUUCAUGGUCAUAUCAUCGGCAUGGGAUUGUCUCCUGAUCACAGAUUUUUAUAUGUAAAUGCUCGGCCAUGGCCUCCGGGUUACGUUGUUGAGAAUCCUUUAAUGCCUCCUCCUUGUGCUCAAGAAAUAGACAUUCAUGUCAUUGACCUCGCGUCAAUGAUGGAAUGUGGCAAAGUUUUACGGUCACAUAUUGCUUAUACUCCAUUUAAUGAAUGCUUUUUUAUCGCCUUGGAUGUGUGUGAUGAAUUUGUGGCCAGUGGUGCUGAAGACAAACAUGGUUAUCUGUGGGAUCGUCACUAUGAAACAUGUUUAAAUAAAUAUCCACAUCAAGAUGUUGUGACUUGUGUAGCAUUUAAUCCUAAAGAUUCCGAAAUGCUUGUUACUGUGUCUGAUGACUGUACUGUGAAAGUGUGGCACUCAAAGCAUCGUGCCAAAGAGUUAGGGCUGGACUCAAAGUUGUUGCCCAAAGCUCAUGAAGUACGCAAAAACUGUUGUGGCCACAGAUCUGUUGCCAGUAGUAUUCGAAGACCAGCUAAUGGUGAAAUAAAGCGAUUGAUGUCAAGGUUUGCAGUACAGUUUGGCUGGUGAGAAGGACAUGAGAAUGCAGUUUAUUUUCCCUUAAUUUACUGCAUUGCCUUGCAGAAAGGUUCAUUGGAUUGUCUUGUUUUGCAAGAGUAGUUACCAGUGAGCAGAACUACAAUUUUUGUGAAUAAGAAAUGGUUCCAAAACUGUAUCCAACAAUGAGCCUGUUUUCACAAAUUAUUGCAUUCUUUGGCUCUAAAAUUUUUUGCUUCCGCAUAUUGGGAAGAUUACUAUACAUUUGUUUUAUUUCAUAAUCAAUCAACAUAAGUAUUGUUUCAACUUUGCUUUGCAAAUCAAUGGUGCUUUGUGUUGGAAUUUUGUUGUGUGUAAGUUAUAAGACAUGGCUAAAAUUAAGAUUUACAAGGAGUGAGCAAUUUUACUGUGUAUUUACUCUAGUCAUAUAAAUGAUAUUUUGUUCUUUAAAAUUUGUUGUCCACUAUUUAUUUUGGCUUUGUCAAGCCAGUGUUUUAGGUUCAUCUUGGUGUUUUAGAGAAUGAAUCAUGAGUCAUGUUUUUUUGUGAAUUCUGAAGUGGAGGAUGAAGCUUAACAUUAUUUUCCUACGAGAGAAUACAACUAACCAACUAUAAUAUAGCCAGCAUUCAUUCAAAGACAGAGUUGUAAUCAACUCCAUGGUUGUAAUGUUGUACUUGAAAGUUAAUGCUGUAGAGAAGUGGAAUUAAGUUCAUUUCAGAUUGUCACAACUUUAAAUUCCUUGCUGUUUUUCAAUUCAGAAAAUGGGAAAAUUAGGAAAGGGAAAGAGGAAGGGGGAGGGGGGGAUAUAAUUUACUUUGGAUUGGAUUUUACUUUUUUCAAACGUCAGUUUGUUUGACCAAAUUAAAGAAUGUUCUAAGAUUUAAAGAUAAUUUAUUCAUGUUGGCUUUGAACUCAAAAUGUUGUUUUGUGUAUAGUUAUAUUUUCAAUCAUGUUGAGGCGGUAGUGUUUUUUAGUUGAAAUAAUUAUAAUAGACAUCUGUAUCUUUCAUUGUAUUUCCAGUUUUUGUACUGUAUUGCUUUCUGUUUGAAUUCUAUAUCUAACCAAUUAAACAAUACUAUUUAUUGAUAUUUU